CUGCUAGUCUGUGAUACAAGCGACUUGCCGUUUCCUGAAACGCCUCCAGUGUCCCCAGCAGCGCGGCUCAGCGCGUUGCGCCAGUGUAAAAGAGCGCAUUUAAACAUGACGGCCGGCACCGAUGUGGGAUCCAUAUAAGAAACCUGUGCGGAACUGAUAACCCCCUGGAAAUGCAGACUGAGACAAUGGAGGAGAAGAAGGAAGACUUCAAAGCCCUGAGAGCAAGGUUUCAUGCCCAAAUGGAGGUAAAUGACUCUGGAGGUCCCAUGCAGGCACUCCAACCUCCAAUUGCUGCAAGACAAGGACCUUCUUUUGGCUCAAGCUCACCUGGAAAUGGGGCCUUCAGGGGCAGCCCCAGAGGCCCUGCAGUGACACUUAACAUGGGUCCACCUCCACCAGGACCCAGAAUGCAAGGAACCCCUAGGAACUUUAGAGAACCCCCACGUUUCCCUCGACAAGAAGCAAUAGAUUCCAGCAGUCCAAGUAAUGACAAACCUCCACUGGGGAUCUUAAUUCCCAAACCUCUUACACCCAUUCGCUCUGCCUCUAGUGACGAUAAAGCACCGGGAGAUUUGCCAGAGGCAGAGUCAUCCGUUAAGCAGAGGGCCAAUGAUCUUCGUCAAAAUCUCAUGCUGAGGCAGCAGUUGAACAGAGGCUCACAAGAAGGCAUCAGAGAGGCCCCCAAGGCGGGGGUCCUCACACCACCCCCCCGCAGCCAGAAAAGCGUGACAGAAUCACCUGCACCACUGAGAAAGGCUCUGCCAUUGGAAAAAAAUCUGGGACCAAGGCCUAUUAAGCCGAAGAGACCUCCUCUUGUCUGCCUGGACAAUUUCAAAAAAAAGAAAAUCCCCCCAAUACCUCAACGCCCAACACCUGGAAAAAUAAAUGUAUCUCAUAAAGCACCACUACCAGGAUUAUCUGCACCCCCAGCAAUGCCUCGCCCAGGACCAAAGCCAAAGCCUGGACCAGUGACUCCUCAACGUUUGAUUAAGCCCUUAUCAGAUGAUCAGGACACGUAUGAUGAUGUUGAAUCUACAGCUCCACGGCAGCCUCCUCCCCCGCUGCCUCCCAAAAUCUCGUCAGAAGAUUCCCUGGCGGAACAAGGAGACGAGGAGAGUGACGGCAGUGAUCUCUACGAGGAGGUGGACAGCAUCGAGACAGUACACAAGCGGCAUGACAAGAGCAGGCAAAUGGAGCUGAAGCGUCAGCAGGAGAUGGACAGGAAGGAUCAGAAAGAUAAGCAAAAAAGGGAGAUGGAGCUCCGCAAGAAGUUCAAGCUCUCUGGUCCUAUAGAGGUGCUCUACACGGCCAAGAUGAGACUGGAUAACCGUGGGGGAAAGUAUGAUCUGACCGUUAAGGCAGGUGACACAGUUGAGAUUGUGAGAGUGAAGAGCAAUCCAGAAGGGAAAUGGCUGGCACGCACCCUGGAUGGCGCAUAUGGCUACAUAGAUAACAAGAGUGUGAACAUUGACUACGAGGAGGUGCGACGUAACAUUCGGAGCCAGGCUCAGCAACUAGAGAAUAGCCCUGGUUGGCAUAAAAAGGAUGAGUUCUACGAUGAUGUGGGUUCAUCUGACCAGAUGAAUAGCAGCCGAAAUACAGACAACGAGGAAGUGUAUGAUGAUGUGGACAUCAUUUCUGAAGAGUUUCCGCCACCCCCACCGGAGCUCAGUUUGGAGCCAAAGAAGAGCAAGAAGGAAGAGAAAGAAGAGAAGGACUUCCGGAAGAAGUUUAAGUUUGAUGGGCCAAUUGAAGUACUCUGUCGUAUGAUGGUGGAUCCCAAUGCCAACAUUAAGAAAGCUUCCGGGAAGGACCUGUCUUUGUCCCGUGGAGAAAUCCUUAGUGUGAUCCUCUUUGUCAAUGAGAAGAAAGCCAUCUGCCGCAACGAGAAGGGCAAAUAUGGUUAUGUGCCUAGGUCUCUUCUUCUACAAGCGGAAGGAGACAUUUAUGAUGAUGUCGAGAGCAGUGAUAUCUACGACAAUGACUGACAACCUGAGCCCCCAUCCUAUGAGUGCUUUUUGGCCAAAGAGUUCAUUUUGCUUUAUUUUUGAAACAUUUAGUGUCUUCUCAUCAUGACAGAUGAGAACACAUGAAACCUGAGAAGCUGCCCUGUACCUCCUCAUUCACCCUGCUGCUCUACCCUGCACCAAGCUUCAUUGUGCAUGUCUGCAUGUUGUUUCAACCAGGAUUAACCUGCUGCCAUAAUGGUGACAAUAAUAAUAAUAAUAAUAAUAAUACAUUUUAUUUAUAUAACGCCUUUCCCAUGCUCAUUUGACUGUGAAUGUAUGUUAAAGAUGUUCACACCUUUGGACAUCUAGUCACACUGUGUCAACAAAAGAUCAUCUUCUUCACCUUCUCCUGGAGACAAGGAGAAGCAAUUCAUUGUGACACGUCUACUAAAGAUAUCCUCCUAGAAUUUUUCAGCCCACAAGAUAGUUAAGUUCUAACAAGGUCAGACUUUGUAGCUGUUUGAAAGGAAAACAAAAAUCCUUUGUGUGAUUUUACAGAAUUUGUGUGUCUGAUAAUUUAUUUUCUUUGACCUAGUACCGUUGUUCACACUAACUCGUAUUUGCCUUGUAUAUACUGUACCCCAAAUAAAAGAAUUCUUGU
This is a messenger RNA of Erpetoichthys calabaricus (reedfish), 2610 nucleotides long. RefSeq names its product FYN-binding protein 1. NCBI's taxonomy places the organism in Eukaryota, Metazoa, Chordata, Cladistia, Polypteriformes, Polypteridae. The transcript has 16 exons. The record is from RefSeq and is a predicted model, not a curated record. Bases 171 to 1988 code for a protein of 605 amino acids. Gene Ontology annotation, molecular function: protein binding. Gene Ontology annotation, biological process: T cell receptor signaling pathway; protein localization to plasma membrane; integrin-mediated signaling pathway. Gene Ontology annotation, cellular component: plasma membrane.